This is a messenger RNA of Paramacrobiotus metropolitanus, 4697 nucleotides long. Its product is annotated as atrial natriuretic peptide receptor 1-like. NCBI's taxonomy places the organism in Eukaryota, Metazoa, Tardigrada, Eutardigrada, Parachela, Macrobiotidae. The transcript has 21 exons. Gene Ontology annotation, cellular component: membrane. Gene Ontology annotation, biological process: cGMP biosynthetic process; receptor guanylyl cyclase signaling pathway; intracellular signal transduction. Bases 1032 to 4370 code for a protein of 1112 amino acids. The record is from RefSeq and is a predicted model, not a curated record. Gene Ontology annotation, molecular function: protein kinase activity; peptide receptor activity; ATP binding.
CAUAAUUUAUUGUUUUUGUUUUGCUGUAAUUUGGCAGGUCGGUUGCGUGAUGUGCACUGGGGCAAAGCAGCCUUAACAAUGUUGGAAAGCGUACAAACUACAAAAUUAAUGUAGAAACAUUAUUAUUAGAAAUGCGUGACCUUCAUUUGUUACUUGAUCUGGGAUUAGGGCUGAUCCGUUUUCUCCGCUUUCCGCUGACAAGUGCCACAUUCCGUUCACCCUGCAGCGCUAAUCCCACCUAAUAAAGUAGUCACACAUGCAAUAUUUCUGCAUCUUGCGAUAUAGAAUUACGAGUACAAUAAUAUGUGUGUCAGGUUCCGGCGUACGCAGCUUUUACUUUUGCACAGAUACGGCUAUUACUGCCGGUAUCGAUGUGAUUACUUCAAUUUACUGGUAUCCGAUCCAUUUGCAAAUGGGCUGUCUGGUGGAAAAUGAUUGAACGCGUUCUUGGCGAGUCAGUACUGCGGCGCCUGCACAGUUUCCCAGACUCUCCACACCAGUUGGGGAAAGUUUACCUGAACUAUACCCUCGGGAGUAUUGACACUGAAUGCGGAAAAAGUCAAACAGUCUGUGAGUUAUACCCAAAAAACUUCGAUUAUUUGAUGAUCCCAAUGGGCGUGCGUGCCAUUUUCCCUGGAUGCUCUUGAUAGCGAUUAUACAAAUUCCAUAUUUCCAUUAAUGUCAUGGUCUCGGUACUGGUAAACCGGGCUAAUGAUUUAUUUAAUCAAUCCAUUUAUUCGAUAAUGGGACUGAUAUGACGCGGUAUGGCUUGAUUAACGCUGGAGUGCCCCGCGUCAAAAUGCACGAAGUAUCUUUGGCCGAUACUAGAAAUUCAGCGCUUUAAUACGAGUAUGAGUACAAUAAUGCCGCAUGGUAUUGCUAAUGUCGGGAUAUCCUGUAAGCUUUUCCGUUUAUGCUGGAGUUUUGCUGCGUUGUUGUUACAUGACUAAAUGACGCCGCAUAAAAAUCCUCGAAAUGCGCUGGUCCAAUCUGAACAUAACUUUUGUGUGUUGACCAUUCAUUAACUCACAAUGUCAGCUGGACACACGUGUAUUUCAUCGUUGGUCGAAAGCACCAUGCGACACAUCGGAGUCAUGCUGAGUAUUGUCACGUUGCUUAGCACGAUGCGGUCGGUCGUAUCGGCUAUCGAAGUAGUCCAAAUGUGUACGCUCUUGGAGCGAAAUACCGGCGGUCAGCUGCUGUACGAUUACAACCGCGCCGAGGCGGCUAUCAUCAUGGCCGUCGAUUAUGUCAACGAGGUCAUCCUGGCACCGACACACCGGAUUAAUAUUACGUACCGGAAUAUUGGCCGGACGUGUCCCGCAGAGGGAGGAUUAACUCUGGCCACGCAACAAGCGUUGGCGCUGAACGAUGCCGGGAUAAACUGCGAUGCAUACCUUGGACCAGGGUGUGGCGCGGCAGCUGAUUCCUUGUACGACCUGGCCGUGGCAUGGGAGACUCCCGUACUUGGGUGUCCAGCGGCUAGUGUUGGCUUGUUGACAUCCCCGGACUACUACAGUCGACUGACUCGCACGUCCUUCACUUAUCCAUCCCUAAAGGGCAUCCUUAUACGCUUUCUGUUAAAUUUCAAUUAUACGACACCGGUGUUUUUUGUCGACAAAGACAAUCCUUUCUUCUACGAGAUGGGAACGCUUAUUCGAUCUGCUAUGCAGUAUGACAAUCCUGAAUACUACCAAGCUAGUAAAUUUGUCGAAUUCCAGAGCUCAAAGACCAAUUUUGCCCGGCUAAAAGAACUGCUCAGUACGGCAGCGUUGAAUUCCCGAGUAUACUUUUUAUUCAUGGAUGCCAACUCAACCAGGCGGUUUUUGCUAGGGGCUCAUCGAUUGGGAUAUACUAAUGGAGAAUUUGUAUUUAUUGCUAUCGAGCUAUACGAAAACAGGUUGUGGGGGCAUUACACAUGGCAGUCAAAUGAUGAAAAUGAUGAGACCAUGCGACAAGCAUUCGAAGCCCUUCUGAUACUCUCACUACAACUGAGUCCUGACGCCGACAGCGAAAACAACAUUUUAACAUUCUGGCAAAGGGUCACCGGUCUGUCGCAGUCCGUGUAUAACUACACAUUCUCGCCCGACGAUCUUAAGAGUCCGGAUCCUAUAGUAAUCCAUUUCUACGAAGCCGUGCUCCUGUAUGGCACGACGGUACAGCGCAUGUACAAAGCUCAUCUGAAUUAUUCCAACGGACUCGAUUUCACGGCGUUUGUGGCCAACAUCAGCUUUCCGAGUCCACUGACAGGAAUGGUGUAUCUGGAUGGCAACAGUGAACGUCAGAGUGUGUACAACAUGCGCAGCUACGAUGCCCAUAGCGGCAAACAUACACCAUUCCUGCAGUUUCCUGUCCGCACCACGGACGUCGUGCCGACUGGCGCGAUGACCUUUGUCGAUAGCGACAGUCUGCCGCCUAACGAGCCGCGUUGUGGUUUCCGUAAUGAUAAUCCGGUCUGUAUUGCGGAACGACAAUCCCAUUUACCGCCCGGUGCGACGGAAGCGGCGGCCAUUGUUCCGACCAUCGUUAUCAUUGCAGCCAUUGUGGGCGGAGCAUACGCGGUGAAAAAGAUAUUCUACGAUUUGGCUGAUCCAUUCUGGUGGCGGAUUAUUCUGCAGGAUAUCGAGAUACGCACCAACACGACUACGGCACGUUCCUUAGCACGUUCUUCGGCUUUAAAAAGCUCCAAAAGUAUAACCAGCAUCCCAAAUGGGAUUACGGCUAAUGGAAAAGCACCUAGCGAGCCUCUCAGCACUAAAACGAACUCGGUGACUUCCCUGAAAGACGCCGCAGUCGAGAAACUGUCGACACGUCAGGGAACGUUUGCCGGUGUCAGUUGUUCAUUGGUGGAGCUUCCUUCUCCCAAACGGCGCGUUCCCGGCGCUUUGCCCAAAGAGGCUGCUCUGGCCCGGGGCUUAAUACACCCAAACGUGCAGAAAUUCAUCGGCAUUGCCGUCAAUGAAGAGAACCAGUGUGAUUGUGUGGUGGGAGAAGUGUGUCAAAAGGGCACUCUCAAAGACUUAAUCGAUGAUCAUAGCAUGAAUCUGGACUGGGAAUUCAAGAAUUCCUUGAUUAAAGAUUUAGCAAAUGGCAUCGGCUAUAUUCAUUUGUCCAAAAUUCGCUCGCAUGGAUUUUUGAGCGACGAAAGCUGCUUGAUCGACAAUCGUUUUAUCUUGAAAGUGGCCAAUUUUGGUUUCCCAGCGCUUAAAGAUGCGCGGGAUUUGCAGGCAUUGAAUCCCGGUCAAGAAGAUCGUGACUAUAGGAUUCUGCUUUGGCGAGCACCCGAAUUGUUGCGACGUACAAUGCCAGCAAGCGGAACACAGCUAGGUGAUGUCUACAGUUAUGCCAUUCUCUUGCAACAAAUAGUAUUACGCAGCGCUCCCUACCACAUGGGCAGCGAUGCCGGGAAGACGCGCCGAAAAGCGACCGAAGAAAUCAGCGACCGCGACAUCGUUCAGGAUGUUAAACGCGGACUGGUACCGCCAUUGCGGCCGGCCGUGCCGGUAUCCGCCUGUCCGAUGCCCUUGCACGAGUUGAUGGGCAAUUGCUGGGAUGAGGACCCCCUGGAACGACCAAACUUCACCCGUAUAAAGACUACCAUAACAAAAAUCAUUGGGAAGUCAGGGGAGAAUAUCGUCGACCAUCUGAUAAAAAGAAUGGAGCAAUAUGCUGCCGGUCUGGAGCACCAGGUCGAUAUGAAAAUGAAACAGUUCAUGGAAGAGCGGGCGCGUUCUGCCGGAUUUUUAUCAGCCAUGCUGCCAAAAUCUGUUGCGGAAGCGCUGAGCAAAGGUAUCGCUGUGAUACCGGAAACCUAUGAGAACUGUACGGUGUAUUUUGGUGACGUGCCGGGUUUCACCGAUGCCAUCGAAGAGUGUAAAACAGCUACGGAGACAGUUGACCUUUUAAAUAAAUUAUAUACUCUGUGUGAUACAACGGUGGCUUCCUUUGAUGCCUUUAAAGUGGAAUGCAUUAACGAUGCGUACUUAGUUGCUAGCGGCGUGCCGAUCCGCAACGGCCAUAAACAUGCCGAACAACUUGCUUCCAUGGCUUUGGUUUUGCGAAAAGACAUUCUCAGCCUGAAAAGUAUAACCGAUAAAGCCAGGAAUUUCAAAUUACGUGCUGGGUUACAUUCGGGUUCCUGCGUCGCGGGCGUGAUCGGAUUGAAAAUGCCACGCUACUGUUUGUUUGGCGACACCGUUAAUACCGCCAGUCGCAUGGAAUCGCAUGGCGAAACCGGUAAAAUCCACCUUAGCCCAACAACCAAAGCGCUGUUAGACCGGUACGAUGACUUCAUCGUAAUGGAGCGAGGAAUUAUAGAUGUGAAGGGUAAAGGUCCCAUGACUACCUACUGGCUCGUGGGCCGUGGAUAAUUCGGAUUUCUUCAAUCCCAAUCCAACUGUUCCGGUCUUACCAAGUCUUUUCGGUCGCGAAACGUCUGAGUUCUUUUUGCCUUAUAUUAAGUCUAGUCAGUAGAUACCAUCAGAUAAAUAAUUUUAUGAAUUAGUUCUUUUCCUGCCCUUCAAUCUUCCGUUGUAUGGCGUUAUUAAUAUGCCUGUACUUCCAUUUCAUCGGCUACGAAAUUUAAUGACUUUUAAGGGCAUUACAAUACCAAAAAGAAAUUACGAAAGCGAUGUGCUAUGCACACUAUCUCAAUGGUAACAUAAUUUUGCCGAAUUGAAUAUUCCAGAUAUUUAUUC